This is a messenger RNA of Antrostomus carolinensis (chuck-will's-widow), 874 nucleotides long. RefSeq lists its product as uncharacterized. The annotation marks the transcript as partial. The record is from RefSeq and is a predicted model, not a curated record. The transcript is spliced from 4 exons. NCBI's taxonomy places the organism in Eukaryota, Metazoa, Chordata, Aves, Caprimulgiformes, Caprimulgidae.
AUGUCAAGGAUCAUGGACCAGGGCGUCCUAGAGGUUCCUACUUCCUCUACACCUGACGUGGCAGAAAGUCACUCUGUGCUGGACAAGAGUACUUCAGUGGAACCUGAGGAAAGGAAAAAGGAGCAUCUUCCAGAAGGCUUAUGUCCCAGCAGACAGAAAACAUCCCAAAGGAGCUCCAGCAGAGACUCCUGGAAGAUCUCCAAGAGCCCAAUGGCUCAGGGAACAGCAAGGAAUUCCACAUCUGUUAAAUCCCAGGCAUCUCCUUCUGCGAAAUAUGCUCAAAUUAAAAACCGGAGCAAACAGAGUCUCCAGGCCAGAACACCCCCCGUGAAGAAUCUUCAUUCAGGAAGGCUUGAAGAAGAAAGAGAAGACACUUCUGCCACCAAAAACCCAAUAAUGAUGCGUGAGCCAAGAAGGAGGAACAGCACUUAUUGCCUGUCUGCAAUAUUGAGGCAGCAGGAGGCAGAAGACACCAAAUCCAUCACAAAUGCCGAAGAACAAACACUGAGGUCUACAGGGCCUGGAUCUUCCCAGAAUACUAUCAAGACUAGCUGCAAUAAAGUCAAGGACACCAACAGCAAAUUAAGUGCCAAAGAGUCCUUAGGAUCAUUAGGGCCAGAUACGAAAGCAGAAUGGAAGCGCCUUCCAGAGAAGAGAAACAACUUGAUCCAUACUGACAGCAAAUAUAAAUCUGCCAGUGCAGAUGAACUUACCAGCAACAAAGAGGAACGACAAGCUUUGUGCGCGACAGCAUUAGUCAUGGGACAGAAAAGACUCAGUGACCGUACUGAAAUGCUGAAAAGCUCCUUGGACUCUACACCUUUUGCUGAUUACAACCAUCUGGGUUUUAACCUGAGAUCAAAUAUCUUCCAAG